Messenger RNA from Penaeus chinensis, 6656 nucleotides. It is a transcript of the gene Naa15-16, whose product is annotated as N-alpha-acetyltransferase 15, NatA auxiliary subunit-like. The record is from RefSeq and is a predicted model, not a curated record. Gene Ontology annotation, cellular component: NatA complex; cytoplasm. The coding region runs from base 472 to 2949 and encodes 825 amino acids. NCBI's taxonomy places the organism in Eukaryota, Metazoa, Arthropoda, Malacostraca, Decapoda, Penaeidae. Gene Ontology annotation, molecular function: protein-N-terminal amino-acid acetyltransferase activity; protein binding. Gene Ontology annotation, biological process: N-terminal peptidyl-methionine acetylation. The transcript is spliced from 17 exons.
CCCUGCUCCCACUCUCAGGGCGAAUUCUCAGAGUCCAUGCUGGGGGUUUUCUCCCCGAAAGGCCUUUCACGCGACCCAGGGAAGCAAAACGCAGUGGUGUCAGCGCGUGCAAUUUAUGAGAUGUGUGCGCUCUUUGCAGUUCUUACCUCCGAGGUUGUGUGAAUCCUAAUAUGAAUUGCGAACGGCAUUUCGAAGUUCAGAAGAUCAGAACGUCAACACUUUCCUGCGAUUUGUGGAGUGAGAAGUGCACAAGGAGGAUGUCGUUCAUAUUAACUCGCAGUCGUCAAAUCUUGAAUAGUCAUGUCCGAGUCAUGUGGACGAAAGGCAAAUGUAAGGGACGAACCCCAGUGAAAGUGUAAACAGUGAGUGGAUGGACGGAAGAAAUGCUACGAGCAGAAGCAGUACAAAAAUGGAUUGAAGUUUGCCAAGCAAAUCCUGGCCAACUAUGCAGAUCAUGGAGAGACACUUGCCAUGAAGGGCUUGAUCCUGAAUUGCCUGGGAAGGAAGGAGGACGCAUACAACUUUGUCCGACAGGGUCUGCGCAACAACCUGAAGAGCCAUGUGUGUUGGCAUGUGUUCGGACUGCUCCAGCGCUCAGACAAGAAGUACGAUGAGGCUAUAAAGUGCUACCGCAAUGCCCUCAAGUGGGACAAGGACAACCUUCAGAUCCUGAGGGACUUGUCACUACUUCAGAUUCAGAUGAGAGAUCUUGAGGGCUAUAAGGAAACUCGAUAUAAAUUGUUUGAGUUACGUCCUACACAGCGCGCCUCCUGGAUUGGAUAUGCCAUGUCAUUCCACUUACUUAAAGACUUUGACACAGCACUGAAGAUUCUAGAGGAAUUUAGGAAAACAAUCCAUAAAACAACCUAUGAUUAUGAAUACAGUGAACUCCUGUUGUACCAAAACCUUGUGAUGAGAGAGAGCAAAAAACUCACUGACGCUCUUAAACAUCUCAACAUGUAUGAGUCUAACAUCUGUGAUAAGGUUACACUACAAGAAAUCAGAGGAGAUAUAAUGUUAGAGUUAGGAAUGAAGGCAGAUGCAUCAGAGGUGUACAGAGGCUUGGUGAAACGCAACCCUGAAAACAGGAAUUACUACCUCAAGCUAGAGGAGACCUUGGGACUAACAACAGUCGAGCAGAAGCUCGACCUUUACAAACAACUCAAAGAAAAGUAUCCCCGUGCUCAAGUGCCUAAGCGACUCCCCCUCAAUUAUGCUCGAGGAGAAGUCCUUGAAUCCUUGUUAGACCCUUACCUAAGAGCAGCAUUACAGAAAGGUGUGCCGCCCCUCUUCACAGACCUCCGCUCUCUCUAUGAUGACCCUGAAAGAGUCGGCAUCAUUGAGAAACUCAUGAACCGUUACCUAGCGAAUCUUGAAGAGACGGGUCACUUGUGCGAGGAAGAUAACGAGUACAAGGAACCAGCCUCCAUCCUGUAUGUGUUGAUGUUCUUGGCUCAACACCACAGUUACUUGGGUGAUCCCGAUAAGGCUCUCACACUUAUAGAGCGUGCGCUUGAACACACGCCUACCCUCAUAGAACUUUAUAUAGUCAAGGGUAAAAUAUUAAAGGAUGCGGGUGACUAUGUGGGAUCCUAUGAAGCCUUGCAAGAAGCCCAGGCCCUCGACACCGCUGACCGCUAUGUCAACUCCAAGGCAGCAUCGUACCUCCUCAAGGCUAACUUAGUCAAACAGGCCGAGGAAAUGUGCUCCAAAUUUACCAGAGAGGGUGUUUCAGCCAUGGAGAACUUGAACGAAAUGCAGUGCAUGUGGUUCCAGACAGAGUGCGCGCAGGCCUAUUUCCGCCUUAGCCAGUAUGGGGAUGCUCUUCGUAAAUGUCAUGAAGUAGACCGGCACUUCACCGAGAUUAUAGAGGACCAGUUCGACUUCCACACUUACUGCAUGAGAAAGAUGACUCUCCGUUCCUAUGUUGAGCUGCUAAGACUUGAGGACAUACUUAGGAGCAACAGAUUCUAUUGGGAUGCAGCACAGACAGCCAUUGCCAUAUAUCUGAGGUUACACGACCAUCCGCUCUCGGCCAACACAGGCGACAAGGAUCUCAAUACUGUGAACAUGGACCCGGCAGAACUGAAGAAGCUGCGGUCCAAGCAGCGCAAGGCGGCCAAGAAGGCGGAGCAGAGCAAGGCCGAGGAGAAGCGGAGAGAGGAGAAGAAGGCGGAGUACCAGAAAUACAAAUCCGGAGGGAAUAUGGAUGAGCAAGAGAACAAAAAUGUACAAGACUUAAUACCAAGCAAGUUAGAACAGACGGAGGACCCCCUGGGAGAAGCCAUCCACUUCCUGAAGCCUCUGCAGUCGCUAGCGGCAAAUAGAAUCCAGACUCACUUAAUGGCCUUCGAAAUAUAUCUCCGUAAAGACAAACCUCUACUUAUGCUGCAGGCUUUAAAGCGGGCACUAAAGCUGGAGGAGAACCACCCAGAACUCCACUCCUGCUUAGUACGGUUCUUGCGCUAUAGACAAGACAAAUUGGCCAGUCUCACAGGACCCAUUAUAGACGUUAUCAACAAAGAAGUGAACCGCCUCCAGCCCACAGCAGACCCUACCAAGCUCAAUGAGGACUUUUUAAACAAAAAUCAAGACUCUCUCCCACAUAGGCUACAAGCUGCACGUUCUAUGGUGCUCUUGGAUAGUAUACAACGUGGUCGAGCCUUUUCUAUUGCCACUAAUCUUGACGCCCAUCUAAAAGCCAGAUGUCAUCAGAAUCUGCAACGAGUGUUAGAGUGGCUGGAAUCUGAAGAGUACGGUGCCAGCCCUGAGGAGGUUAGCCACUACAAGGCACAGUGCCAUGCCAUCUUCCCCAGGGCCCAAGCCUUCAAGCCGCCACAGACUGCUUCCACUUCUGUGAACGACUCCACUAGCGACUCAACCACUAUAACCACACCCUCCACGACGACCACAGCCAACCAUAAUCACGUGGACUUUCCCAGCAGCUGAGGCUGACUGCUAAUACCAGCCACCAAGGCCGUGCAAGGUGCCGAGGCCUUGAAAGUGAUGUAAAUGCCAGGUGAAAGUGAGAUGCAGUUUAGAGUUGGUUAAACCCAGGAAUAUCAAAAUUCAAAACAGAAAUGUAUGCUGUCAAGCCUCCAUAACUCGAGCCUCAAGAAGCAGCAGAACAAGUGAUAGAAUAAUACAUAAAUCCUGAUAAAAACUGUUGGUCUUGACAGUUACACAGACUUGAGUAGAGAACAUGCUGGUUUUGUCCAAGGUCGAAUUAUGAGUGUUGACUCAUACAUCGUUCUCCAACUUCCACUGAUUACUUGAAUCUUCCUCCUCAUUAAUACUUUAUAAUUUUGAACCUGCUUUGUUGUUAAACAAACACUAGGUUGAAUGUUUUAAUAUAUAUAUAUAUUCACAAACACUAGGUAUUUGCAAAUUAUGAAUCAAUUAAGCCUUCAGAGUUCCUGUUUUUAAGUAAGUCUUGACAUGCCUGUGAGAGAUGGGUUAUUUAUUAAUGUAUUGGUACUCUUUAUUUCCCAUACUUGAUCAUCCGUUGCAAGUGGCACUGAAUCAACCACUCCAGAUGCAGCCAAGUGGCCCUUUAGUGUGUGUGUGUUUGUGAUUUAGGCGGAGGAAUGGCUGACAGGCAGACAAACUAAACUAGUCGACUGACUGACCGACCGACGGGGACAUUUACACAUGCACGGAGAGAUUUUGACGAACCUGAAACUGUCGAGGCUGCACCUUGGCGUUUGUUCCAUUUUGGUGUUCCAAAGAAGAUAGUGAACCCGUUGCACCCUAGCAAGCUGAUAGUUGGAACAAAGUGCUCCAGAAGGACUUGGGUAUCCAGACUCCAUUGUUGUUACUGAGCUAUUGGUAAAUGCAUUUCCAGCAAGUUUGGCGUGUGCCUCAGAAUCCUUGAUAUUUUGUAAAUUUAUAAUUACCUUACAGAGUAUGUAGGAGUAAGUUCAUAACCAAGCACUUUUAAUUUGAUGCACUCAGAUAGAAUUUUUUUUCUACAAUGUUUGUAUAUGGGUACAUUCCACAUUCAUAGUCAGAUGUUCAUGACUCAUUUUCUGUGAGCAACUUGAUUAUGUGCCUUUGUAUUCCCCGUGUUAUGUUGGUGCCCAAGAAGUGCCCACCUGUUGAAUUAAGGCUCCUACACAAAAUUACUGUUGUUGUAUAUGGAGAGAUGCAAGUCAAACAACACCUUUGAUGUCGGAUAGCUGAGUGUAAUUAUAAAGACUGUGUCUGGAUUCUGACUUGGCAUUAAGAAAUCCAAAACCUUAGAAAAAGAAAAAUACCUUCAGGGUAAAAAAAAAAAUAAAUACUGGUGGAACUGGAGUCAGGCUUCUUGUCGCGCCGUGCUCAAGCGGUUUUGACUCGGAACAAAUUGGCCGUGGGUUGAGAAAGCAAGGAAUUCAGUGUUGAUGUGCCAUGGGUACGCCGUGGGAGUUCAGGGUAUUUGGCUGCAGUAUUUGGGAUUUACGCUUACUGUAAUGAGAUAGCCACAUACAUACCCAAGUUUCGUUCACAUGCAAUAUGUAUUACUGGCAUUUUAAUGGGUAUAAAAAGAUGCAUUCAUUUUGUACAUAUAUAUUAAAAAGCUGGCCUGAACAUGCUGUCAAGAUAGGCAAUACAUUUCCGGCAAUAGGAGAGAAGGGACGACUGUCGCGUCGCCGUAGUUAACGUCUUCAUAGUCACCGAGCGACCGUCCAGGGGCCAGAGGGUCGGGAGGGAAGGGAGCCAACAGCAACGCCCUUUUGUCCACGCCGGAGGAAGGAACCGCAACAGGUGGUUCACUUUACGUGAACGCUCCGCCGCUUUUGCGUCCGGCGGUCCGCCCGGGCUUCACUCGUCAAUGGCUUUUAAUCCAUUUUAGAAGGGUUCUACAUAUAUAUAAAACCACAUAUGCAAGUGUUUCGAUGGAAGACACGGCCCGCCCCACCCACAAACCCGUACCCCCCUCUCCCCCCUCUCAUAAGUGCGAAACGCAAGCCACGAGCGGCUCCUUCCCCAGAGCAUCGUCGACCACCACUGUGUGCGUGUGUCUUCGGGUUGGAGUCCUGGCUGGGUGAUGGUGCGUCUCACUCAUCAGGUAAUGCAUUUAUCGAGUAGCGAAAUGAUUUUUUCUUUUGGUUAAAUGGUAACUUGUCCUUUUAUAUACGUAUAUACUGUUUUCUUACUUGUAUUUCAGUUCAUGGUUUUGUUUUCAAUUAAUGGAGAUUUUUCUUUUUUUUUUCUUUUCUAAUUAGCAGAUGGAAAUUGCCCCAUUUGCUGCCUUGUCAUAUGCCAUUGUAAUGUUAUCAUGAUCAUCAUUCUUAUUUUUGUCAUGAUUAUAAUUUCAGUUCUCACUAUAUUUUUUAGUGAGCAAUAUUCAAGUAUGUAUAUACGAGAACUUCAUUUCAGUCAAAAGUACAUCAGCAAAGGGGACUGGGGGGUAUUGGGGGGGUAUGGGGGGGGGAAGCGAACCCCUCACUUUUUUUAUUUUUAUUUUAUUUAUUUAUUUAUUUUUUUUAGUUCUAUUUCACCUUUUUUCCGAGUGAAAAGGGCUUCGCGGACCCCCCAGUGGGCCGAGUCAAGGAAGGUCGGUGGACUCGCUCGCAGACCCACAUUUGCCAGGCAUAUUACCGUCUUGUUCUAUUCCGGCUGUUCAAAAAGAAAAUACAGUUAAUAGAUGAAUAAAAGAAAUUAAAAAGAUAAAAAAAAAAAAAAACUUUGAAGGUUUGGUUGUUGCAUAGUUCUGGUACAGCUAGUCACAAAGGGGAGAUGAUUUUGUCUUUUUUUUUUCUUUUUUCGAUUCUUUUAUAUAUAUAUAUUUCAUUUGCGAGAGCUUUUUUGCGCUUCAGUUGAACAUAAUUGUAUCCAAUUCGUUUAUCAACAGCGACUUCAGGAUAUCAUCAGUUUAUUUUUAUUUUUAUUUUUUUCUCUUAUUCGUUGUUGUUGUUGUUGUUGUUGUGGAAAAAAUUAUGUACUUAUACACCAUGUCGCACCACGCCACUUAACGCUGCUCCCUGUUAAGGUUCUUGAAUCUUCCCCCAAUAUGAACAAUUUGUAAUCUUGUCAUUCAUUGCAUUGGAUGGACCACCUCUUCGUCUCAUUCAUAGUUGGGAACCUGAAUAGACUCUACGGAACGUUAUCGAUUCCAAAGCUUUGUUGGUUUGUACAGAAAACUCGAGUAAAGAGAAAAAAAAAAUUGAAGUGGAGAGAAAAAAGGAAAAGAAAAAAAAAAAAAAAGUAUAUAUAUGGCUCGUCAAGGAAUGGAGAGAUUCAUCGCAGUGAAGAAAGUGCUCAUCGUUUGUUCAUUGUUUGUUAUUGUUGUUAUUAUUUUGAUUUGUGUUAUGGUCAUUGUGAUAUUGUUUUCCAGUAUUUUAUUUUUGUCUCUGUCGAUGGAUAAGUUUUUUUUUUUUUUUUUUUUUUCAUUUUUCAUCCUUUUUUUUUUUAAGUUUGAUAAUGUUCUCAUUAGGUUGUUUCAGAAAAAAGGGAUGGAUUAAUAAAUGAAUUAUUGUAUAUUCUCUACGAGAUGUAAUAUUAAAAAGCCUCAGGUGAUAUGCUAAUGAGAUGAGGGCACUGUAUGUACAUGGACUGUUCGGUGUUUGAGUUGCCUGCCUGGGUACCACCCUAUUUUGAUACAUUUUUCAGUGUCAUUAUAGAUAGGCAGAAGACCCUGAAACUAGGGACUUGAAAUAAAUCUAAAACCUGUA